CCAACUUCCACUUAUCAGUCAUUUAUUUUCUGUGCAGUAAAAAUGAUUAAUAUCGAAUUUUCUUCCACUAUCUGAGAUUGUAUUUGAAUUCUCUGGUUGGGUAAAGUGAAAGCAAUUGAGAAACAAACGUGAAGAUAAUGAAAUCACGAUAAACAAAAUGUAUACGAAAAGGUCGUGAUCUUUCAUUAUCAUAUUUCGACAUUGCGUUCGUUCGAUUUCUUCAAUGCUACUGCCGUUUUCAAUGAAUGUUUUCGUUUCAUCGAUGUUUUUGCCAUUCAGAGUGCGUCAAUAAAAUUUUGUAUUUUUGGAAACCUAAGAACGCUGUCAUGCUCAGGAUUAUAAAAUAUUAGUUACAGACUAUUUUAAAGUAUAUGUUAGUUUCUUGUUGAAAAUAACCACCUGAUUUCAGUGUCCGUAUUCGAAGUGACAUGUGGUGAACUUGUUGAACUGGAUUUGGUUGUUUCAGUGUUUUUAUGUAUAUCAUUUGAAAAUCAGAAAAGUUAUGUUUGUUAUAAGUUCCAAACAGAGUUUUUGUAAAUGGGUAUUACGGCACCAACACAGGUUGAAACAAGCAAAGCGUUCUUGUUCUCUGCAAAUUAAAGAAGCCCCUAUAUUUGAUGAUGGUCCCGAUGAAAAAAUAGAAGCAGAUUCGACAGCUACAUUCAGAUAUGAAGAUUUAACGACCAAAUUGGCAGAUCCAGCAAAAUUACGAACUAAACCAGAAGUGUGUGAUUUGAAGUUUGGAAAAUUCUUCAGUGACCAUAUGCUGAAGAUAUUUUACCAUAAACAACUAGGAGGUUGGCAAAAACCUGUUAUUGUGCCAUUCCAAAAUUUGAGCAUUCAUCCAGCAGCUAGAGUUCUUCAUUAUGCAAUACAGCUAUUUGAGGGCACGAAAGUAUAUAGAGGAGUUGAUGGAAAAUUGAGAUGGUUUCGACCAAAUUUGAAUAUGAUUCGCAUGAAUAGGUCAGCAGAAAUGAUAGGACUUCCAACCUUUAGUGGCUCAGAACUAGUAAAAUGUUUAAUAAGGUUGGUUCAGAUAGAUCAGGAGUGGGUUCCACAUAGUGAACAAGCCAGUUUAUACAUUCGACCUUCAUUAAUUGGAAUUGACGGAACGUUGGGUGUCCAACAAAGUGAUUCAGCUCUGCUUUAUACCAUAUUGUGUCCAGUUGGUACUUAUUGGUCAGAUGGUCAAGAAGAAUCCAUAGCGUUACUUGCAGAUCCAAGAUAUGCACGAGCGUGGCCAGGUGGUUGUGGAAGUAGUAAACUGGGAUCUAAUUAUGGUCCAACAAUCAGAAUACAAAGUAAAGCUAAUAAACGAGGGUACCAACAGGUAUUGUGGUUGUACGGUCCACAACAUUAUGUUACAGAAGUAGGAACUAUGAAUAUUUUCAUGGUAUAUGAAGAUGAAAACCAAGAUAAGGUGCUGGUUACUCCACCACUGAAUGAAUUGAUUCUGCCAGGUGUAAUUCGACAUUCUGUCUUAGAAUUGGUUAGACAGUGGAGAAAAAUCAGAGUUGAAGAGCGAAUGUUCACAAUGACAGAAUUGUUGAAAUAUCAAAGAUCUGGAAAACUCCUGGAAUUUUUUGGUGCUGGUACGGCAUGUGUCAUCACUCCAGUUUCAUCCAUUGAAUAUUUGGGAGAGGUCAUAAAAAUCCCCACCAUGGAACAGAACAAUCCACUUUACAAAAAGUUGAGAGACUAUUUAUCAGAUAUACAAUACGGACGAAUAGAGCAUCCUUGGGCAGUAGUUAUAUCAUAACAGUAGCUCAGUUAUUGCAAGUAUUUCAGAUUUGAUUAGGAUGUGUAUGUGAAGUGUCGAGUGUAGUUUUGUAAAAUCUACGAUGAUCUAAUCAAUCUGCAUACUGUGGUUGGAUGGACUUUGAACCUGUUCAUAUUUAUCACUUAGGGAUAAAUAUGUGCCCGUUUCGGAGUAAUGCUCGAUGGUAUUUCAACAGUCUGAGGUCAAAGUACCAGUCAAAGCAGGAAUAUUAGAAAAAUGUUUUUCAUUAUGUCCAAUGUUGGAUAGAUACAUUUACUAGCAAAUUUGUUUUUUAGGUCACAGGUAUAUUUGUUAGUUCGACUGUUCUGAUGUUAUUAUGAUUUUGAAAUUAAACAGGUGUUUCCAUGAACUCA
Messenger RNA from Leptinotarsa decemlineata (Colorado potato beetle), 2133 nucleotides. RefSeq names its product Branched chain amino acid transaminase (gene Bcat). Gene Ontology annotation, cellular component: mitochondrion. Lineage: Eukaryota; Metazoa; Arthropoda; Insecta; Coleoptera; Chrysomelidae. Gene Ontology annotation, biological process: L-leucine biosynthetic process; L-valine biosynthetic process. The record is from RefSeq and is a predicted model, not a curated record. Gene Ontology annotation, molecular function: branched-chain-amino-acid:2-oxoglutarate transaminase activity.